Messenger RNA from Exophiala dermatitidis NIH/UT8656, 2484 nucleotides. RefSeq names its product osomolarity two-component system, response regulator SSK1. The transcript has 3 exons. NCBI's taxonomy places the organism in Eukaryota, Fungi, Ascomycota, Eurotiomycetes, Chaetothyriales, Herpotrichiellaceae. Gene Ontology annotation, cellular component: Mcs4 RR-MAPKKK complex. The coding region runs from base 1 to 2484 and encodes 827 amino acids. The record is from RefSeq and is a predicted model, not a curated record. Gene Ontology annotation, biological process: osmosensory signaling via phosphorelay pathway. Gene Ontology annotation, molecular function: phosphorelay response regulator activity; protein kinase activator activity.
AUGCCCCUAUCAAGAACGCGUUCAGGCUCAACCUUCCCUUUGUUUCGCAGUCUCAGCGCCAGCGCCGCCGCCAGCAACAACCUCGAAUCUACCGCCACAGAACCCUCUGACCAAGAUGGCCGCAACACAGGCCGAAGCCCAGCUGGCACGGGAUUUGGCUUGCCUACACUGGCGAGUCUAGCAAACCUCAAUCUGCCACGAAGAAACCGAGACAAGUCGGGGGCGAAGAGAAGAAGCCUAGACAGUCGAUUUCGAAAGAGCCGUAGCAGAGAGCCUCCUCCACUGGAGUCGACGCCUCUCACGGCCACCACCACGACUGGGACUGGCAGUACUACGACCACGACCACUCCCACAACGACUGUUGCUAGUGAGCCUGCUAACGAGCCCACCCCCGACUCGGUCGACCCUCUUGACCCGGUGCCACCCAAUAAGACAGCCGAACCGCCCGAUCGCGACGCUCCAAACGCACCAGCCACACGUCCAUCAACCAUUCCUCUUCCACCGAUCCAACCCACCCGAAGCAACUCUGGUCUUUCUGUAGCGGCCACCCACCGCGGUUCGACCACAGCCUCAGUCUCCAAACCUACUAUCAUCGAAGAAUUUGCUGAACCACCGCGUCCUUCAACGACCUCCACCUCGACCGCAGCCAGUCGUCCCUCCUCCGCGGUGGACGACACGUCUGCUCCGCCGACCAUUGCUUCCGAACCUCCUCUGCUUUUCGUUCAGCGACCCUCCACUCCGACCGUCCCUACCCUGCCCAGUCAGUCAUGCACUCGACAUGAUAGCGCCGGAGCGAUGCAGAGAAAGAUAUGGGUGAAGCGUCCCGGAGCUUCCCCGACGAGAGUCGAAGUGGCCGAAGAUGAUCUGGUGGACAAUGUCCGUGAUGUGAUUCUGCGGAAAUAUGCAAACUCCCUCGGCCGGAGCGUCGACGCUCCCGAUAUCGUAUUGAAAAUCGUCAGCCGCGAGCAAAGCAAUAAGGUGGUGACCGCGGAACGAGUAUUGGGCCCUGAAGAGCCCAUUGGAACAACCCUCGAUGCAUAUUACCCUGGUGGACAAACUGUGGACGAAGCGCUGAUUAUCGAAGUCCCUUCACGCCGAACACCUCGAGCAUCUCCUCGACCGGGCAACCAUCAAGUAUCCUACUACUACCCAGACCAAUACCGGCCUGACGAUGCGGCUCGAGAAUACUUUCCUCCCAUGCCCGUGCACUCGCCGCACUUGGCGCAAGUACAACACAAUGGCGUUACCCAUGCCAUGUCGGUCCUGACUACAGGCCAGGUGCCGCCUUUACCCAGCCCAGGAUCCCAUGGGCAAAGGAGACAUGGACGGCCCAAGUACGGACGGCAACAUACCAGCAGCCCCACCAUUUUACAUACCGUCCAGCCUACGGGGCAGGUCAUAGAAUCUCAAUCACAGAUCAACGGCACCGUCCCCUCGGCACCUCCUCUCCCAACACCUCCUCCCGCGCAAGGUGUCAAUGACCACGGUUCGACCAUUACUCCACCCAAUCGCGUUUCCUCUCCACACCCGGGUCAGAAGUACAAAAGGAAAAAGGAUGCCAUCAUGGGCCGGUCGAGCAAGGGUGACCCGCCAUCAUCUUCCCAGCCAGCUGCCGCUGCUUUAUUAGACGGCACGGUCCCACCCAUCAACGUGCUGAUUGUGGAGGACAACGUCAUCAACCUGAAGUUGCUGGAAGCUUUCAUGAAACGGUUGAAGGUCCGAUGGAAGUCGGCCAUGAAUGGGAAGGAAGCCGUGGCCAUGUGGAAAACUGGCGGGUUCCAUCUGGUCUUGAUGGAUAUCCAGCUGCCUGUGAUGAACGGCCUGGAAGCCACCAAGGAAAUCCGACGUCUCGAAGCUGUCAACGGUAUCGGCGUUUUUGGCGGAAGCCCCAUCGAUGCUGGCGCGAGGAUGUCUCCCAAGAACGGUGGUCCGGUCGGAGAGGAAGAUGCUUUACCUGACCGAAGUCUAUUCAAGAGCCCCGUCAUCAUUGUGGCAUUGACGGCCAGCAGUUUACAGAGUGACAGGCACGAAGCGUUGGCGGCAGGGUGUAACGACUUUUUGACAAAGCCGGUCAAUUUUGUAUGGAUGGAGCGUAAAGUCACCGAAUGGGGCUGUAUGCAAGCCCUGAUAGAUUUCGACGGAUGGAGGAAGUGGAAACAAUAUGCGGCGGAGAAGGCGCAAGAUGAUCCGGCCAAGAAAGCGGCGGAAGAAAAGGAAGAAAAGGCCAAAACCAAGGCGGCCUUGAAGGCCAUGUUCGCCCGACCUCCUCCUACUCUGGGAAACAGCAGUGGCUCGUCGACCUCGACAGAAAAAACGCCUACACCAGUCCGCAACGGAUCGGUGAAGAAAAAUUCAACUUUGAGUCCGACUGGUGGAAGUUCUCGCACCCCGAAGAAUACCAGAAGUAACAGCGGCAGUGCCGGUGGAGCUACAGGCAACGGAGGGUUAGAAAGCAUGGCGGAGGAGGAUGAGAAAACGUCGUAA